UGGCAACACGACCCAUUCUGUAGGUUUUUGAGAUUUGUUUUUGCAGUGCGGACUGAUAGACGUAUUUUUCAUUUUUAAUGUUCUAAGCAUAUUUUACCAUGCCUCGUGUUAUGAUUAAAGGUGGUGUUUGGAGAAACACCGAAGAUGAAAUACUUAAGGCUGCUGUUAUGAAAUAUGGCAAAAAUCAGUGGUCUAGAAUUGCAUCUCUCCUUCAUAGGAAAUCAGCUAAACAAUGUAAAGCCAGAUGGUAUGAAUGGCUGGAUCCAAGUAUCAAGAAAACAGAAUGGACACGCGAUGAAGAAGAAAAGCUGCUUCAUUUGGCAAAACUCAUGCCUACACAAUGGAGAACUAUUGCACCUAUUAUUGGAAGGACUGCAGCCCAAUGCCUGGAGCAUUAUGAAUAUUUAUUAGAUCAAGCUCAGAGAAAAGAAGAGGAUGGUGAUAUGGCUGAUGAUCCUCGCAAGUUAAAACCAGGAGAGAUCGACCCUAAUCCAGAAACAAAACCUGCUCGUCCUGAUCCUCAAGAUAUGGAUGAAGAUGAAAUGGAAAUGUUAUCCGAAGCUAGAGCUAGACUUGCCAAUACUCAAGGUAAGAAAGCUAAAAGGAAAGCUCGAGAAAAGCAGUUAGAAGAAGCAAGACGUUUAGCAGCUCUUCAGAAAAGGAGAGAGUUGAGAAUGGCAGGCAUUCAGUUAGAAGCUCGUAAACGAAAGAAGAGGACUGUAGAUUAUAAUGCUGAAAUUCCCUUUGAAAAGAAACCAGUUCCUGGGUUAUAUGAUACAUCUGAAGAAACUUAUGAUCCUAUGAAUCCAGACUACAAAAGAUUAAGGCAACAGCAGCUUGAUGGUGAACUUAGAAGUGAAAAAGAAGAGAAAGAGAGAAAAAAGGACAAACAGAAACUUAAAACUCGGAAGGAAAAUGAUAUACCAUCUGCAAUGCUGUCUGGAAAUUUUGAGCCAUCAAAAAAACGAAGUAAAUUAGUUUUGCCAAGUCCACAGAUAUCUGAUGCAGAACUUGAACAAGUUGUCAAAUUAGGCAAAGCAAGUGAAACAGCUAGGGAAGCUGCUGAAGAAUCUGGCAGUAAAGUGUCAGAAACUUUACUGCCUGAUUACAGUUUGACUCCAACUGUUCUAAAUGCCAGGACUCCGCGUACGCCAGCUACAAAUAGGGAUACUAUUCUUAUGGAAGCUCAAAACAUUAUGGCUUUAACAAAUGUGGAUACACCUCUGAAAGGUGGACUAAAUACACCAUUACAUGAAUCAGACUUCAGUGGCAUAACUCCAAAAAGAGAUGUUGUUUCAACUCCUAAUAAUCUAAUUACUACUCCUUUUAGAACAGCCUCUCAUUCAUCUGGUGUGACACCUAACAGGGCCCCAGGAACAAAGCCAUCAAAAGAAAUGACUCCUGGAACUACCCCUCUGAGAGACAAGCUGAACAUAAAUCCUGAAGAUCAUCUUGGUUUUGAUGAUGUACUUGCUGCAAAAAAUUACAGAGUUGAAAGCAGAAAUAUGUUAAAGAAAGCUCUGACUUCUUUACCUGCACCUAGAAAUGACUAUGAAAUUGUUGUUCCUGAAGAUGAGCCGCAGCAAACAGAUAAAGAGCAUUCUGAAAGUGCAACUGUUAUUGACCAAGCAGAUGUGGACCUUCAAAAAGAAUUGGAACAGAAGGCAGCCUUGGAAGCAGAAAGAAGGAAGCAGUCCACUGCGGUGCAAAGGGAACUUCCUCGUCCUUCCGAUGUAAACUCAAACAUUCUAAGGCCAUCACACUGUGACCCUCCGCUUACAGAACUUCAAAAAGCAGAAGAGUUGAUUAAGCAAGAGAUGCUGAUAAUGUUACAUAAUGAUGCAUUGAAAAACCCACCUUUGCAAAAUACUGGCUCUGGUAGAAGCAAGUCUCAGCCUACACGUUCUAAUUUGGUUCAUCAUGCUGCUUAUCUGGAAAGACAUCCAUACAAAGAAUAUGAUGAAUCAGAGCUUGCAGUUGCUGAUCGCUUGCUGAGAGAAGAAAUGGAAGUUGUAAAAAAAGGCAUGGGGCAUGGAGAUUUGAGUUUAGAAGCUUACACUCAAGUAUGGGAGGAAUGCUUAGCACAAGUUUUAUUUCUGCCUGGACAAAACAGAUACACAAGAGCUAAUUUAGCUAGUAAAAAAGACAGAAUUGAAUCUUUAGAAAAACGUUUAGAGCAAAAUCGGAAUCAAAUGACCAAAGAAGCAAAAAGAGCAGCUAAAAUUGAAAAGAAAUUAAGGAUUUUACUUGGUGGAUAUAUGUCUAGAAAUCAAGCUUUAAUGAAACAACAUCAGGACUUAGUAGAACAAGUAGAACAAACUCAUCUGGAGCUGAAUACUUUUAAAACUUUGCAAGAACUUGAAAAUUUAGCCAUCACUAAAAGAGUAGAGUCUCUUACUGAAGAUGUCAACAGACAAAUUGAGAGGGAAUCUGUGUUGCAGAAAAGAUACCAAGAUUUACUUAACAAAAAGAAGGAAUUAGAAGAAGAAUUAGCAAGCCUUUAAUAACAUAAGCUUUUUAAAAUAUGGAUGUGUAUAAUUUGUUAAUAAGUGAUUUUUAAGAGCUGUAUACACAUAACAGUUAGUUUAAAAACAUAAAUUUGUUAAUGUUAAACUGUUAAAUUGAUUUUCAUAAUCUUUUUAUAUUUGCUAUCUUUUUGCAGAUUUUAUUAUAGCAUUUCAUUUGUUUGUAACAAAAUCAGAAUAUUUUUUUUAAUACUUUUCUAUGCAGUUUGAUGCUUAGUUUAAAUUUCUGCAGGAAAUAGUUUACUUAGAAACACGUAUAUGCUUUUUUAGUUUUCUUUCUUUCUUUUUUUAAUAAAUUUCUAUCCAAAAUGUUGAUGGAGGGUAAAAAACUCUCCUUUUUAUAAGAUCUAAGUCUGAAAAAGCCAUGUAUUGGUUCUACUCGUAACUUCAUCAGGAAGUGUGCAUAUUGUAUAUAUUGAUGAAAGAAUAAAAGUGAUAAAAGAGUU
Molecule: messenger RNA, 2971 nt
Organism: Stegodyphus dumicola
Lineage: Eukaryota; Metazoa; Arthropoda; Arachnida; Araneae; Eresidae
Gene: Cdc5
Product: cell division cycle protein 21
Biological process (GO): mRNA splicing, via spliceosome; regulation of transcription by RNA polymerase II
Cellular component (GO): spliceosomal complex; Prp19 complex
Molecular function (GO): DNA-binding transcription factor activity, RNA polymerase II-specific; RNA polymerase II transcription regulatory region sequence-specific DNA binding
Source: RefSeq, a predicted model, not a curated record